CGCGUAGGACGCAUUCGAUUCGCAUGAUGUGUUCCGACUUUUGGGAGGGAUAUGGCGUUGACGAGUUGACGGACGAGACCGAGGAAACCGAAGAGGCGAGUGUGGACACGGAACGUGACGAAGAGAUCGAAGAAAACAUCGAGGAUGACAUUGAGGAAGAUAUGGAGAAAGAUGGUUUGCAAUGCGUCUCAUACAUCGGUGCCUUCACUCGCGCACCUCCAUCCAGGUCGUCAUCCGAGGGUAUAGAGAUGGGGGUGAGGAGACGCUUUGAAAGUGGUGGCGGUAGUUUUAUACCCGAAUCCGCAAUCUCUCUAAGUUUUUCUGAGCUCAGGCAAGAGAGUACGGGCACGGCAGCUCUACACCAAGAUUUGUUCACCAACAGGCAUGAAUAG
Messenger RNA from Acaulospora colombiana, 392 nucleotides. NCBI's taxonomy places the organism in Eukaryota, Fungi, Glomeromycota, Glomeromycetes, Diversisporales, Acaulosporaceae. The record is from the annotation of a GenBank genome assembly.